Molecule: messenger RNA, 1330 nt
Organism: Exophiala xenobiotica
Lineage: Eukaryota; Fungi; Ascomycota; Eurotiomycetes; Chaetothyriales; Herpotrichiellaceae
Exons: 1
Coding region: 99-1274 (391 amino acids)
Biological process (GO): mitochondrial proton-transporting ATP synthase complex assembly; mitochondrial gene expression; mRNA stabilization
Cellular component (GO): mitochondrion
Source: RefSeq, a predicted model, not a curated record
CAAUCAAUCAACCAUACAUACACCCUUCUCUGGUAGAACAUCCUCACGCACUUCUCUCUGCUCUUGAAACACCCCUGCGAGGGCUCACCCGUGACAAGAUGCACCGCUCUCUCACUCGAUGCACGACUUGCCGCCACUCCAUCCUCGAAACAUUCACCUCUCUAGCAGGAAUAUCGCUCUCGUCUGCGGCAUCUCGACAACCACUCCGCCAGCCCUCUCUUCCACAAAAUAGGCCAUUGUCUCAGCUCCCCUCCCUCCGCCAAUCUCUCUCUCAAUCCACCUCAUCACCACCGCCAGAGCCGCUACCAUGGUACCUACAAGUGGACGAACCGCUCCCUCCGACGCCAAUCUCCCCCAUCCUCGCAUUACAGGAAAUACCACCCUUGCCGCCUAAUCCACCGCUCAUUCUCCCGUCCGUCCUCGAACACCUCUCUACGCAAAUCGGCCUCGACAACCUCACCCUCCUCGAUCUCCGAAGUAUCGAUCCUCCGCCCGCCCUGGGCGCCAAUCUACUCAUGAUCAUCGGAACCGCCCGCAGUGUCAAGCAUCUCAACGUAUCCGCGGAUCGCUUCUGUCGAUGGGCUAGAAAAGAAUACAAGCUUCGACCCUACGCGGACGGGCUGCUCGGCCGGAAUGAACUCAAGCUCAAGUUGCGCAGGAAAGCCAGGAAAAUGAAACUUGCGCAAAGCGUCGGGAACACGAUGGCCAUGCGCGAUGCAGAUGACGGGAUCACUACAGGAUGGAUCUGCGUAAACAUGGGGCCUGUGGAUGAGGCUGUCGUGCCCGCCGAAGACGAUGAAGGAGGCUUGGAGGCAACGGCAGUAACCGCCGAGGAUGAAGGUCAAGCUGGGUCAGAAGACGUUUUCGAGGACGAGGAGGAUGAAUAUAUGAACCCACCAAAUGACUACGUUGGGUUUGGCAGCCGGACGAAUGCCCCGCGGAUAGUCGUGCAGAUGUUCACGGAGCAGAAGAGGUUGGAGAUGGACCUUGAGGGUCUGUGGGAUGCGAGGAAUACGAGGCGAGCACGCAAGGCUCACCGGGCAAACGCUGCGGCCGAGUCAGCUGUCAAGAUGAUGAAAGAGGAGGAGGGCCAGGACGAGGAAGUUGACGAGCGAGAGAAAGAGGUGCACGAGGAUGCUACGCCGGUUGAGAAACCGACGGACCCUAAGGACGACGAAGAUGUGCCUAGCAAGAUGGAGAAAGAGGUUGAGGAUGCUGAAGAACGUGAGAGGACAGAUGAGUCUCGUCCCAUGGGUUCGAUAGGUGCCAGUUGAUAGAGUCGGCUGGUAAAAGUACAAUCGCAGCCUCUCUAGGCUUCCCUCCAGACAAA